Ceratitis capitata (Mediterranean fruit fly) is the source of this 1339-nucleotide messenger RNA. Its product is annotated as GILT-like protein 1. The record is from RefSeq and is a predicted model, not a curated record. Lineage: Eukaryota; Metazoa; Arthropoda; Insecta; Diptera; Tephritidae. The coding region runs from base 281 to 1006 and encodes 241 amino acids. Gene Ontology annotation, molecular function: oxidoreductase activity, acting on a sulfur group of donors, disulfide as acceptor. The transcript has 5 exons.
UUGAGUUUUAGGCGUUGCCCGGUUCAAACGAAUAUACUGAAGUGCUCCAAAGUGUUUGUAAUUGCUCAGAGAUAAAAAAAUAUUUUUGUGCAUAAAAGAUUACCGAAUACAUACAUAAUUUAAUUCCAUCAAAUUCGCUUGACCUGAAAUUUGAAAUUUGAUAAACUUUUUUGUUACUGCAUCUACAAGCAACCUUUUGUCUUGUCUUGUUGUUGCUGUGUUCGGUGGAAAUCAUAAAAUUCUAUUCAUCAGCAAAAAGGUUGAAUAACAAGAAAUUAUCAUGAGUCAGAAAGUGUUCGGCUUGUUCUUGGUGUUGAUUGCAGCUGCCAAUGCAUUGAAGGUACCUGUAACCAUUUACUAUGAAUCACUCUGUCCAGACAGCGCAAAAUUCAUAACCGAGCAAAUCUUUCCAACAGUUAAGGGCGAACUACGCGACUACAUCGAUAUCACAUGGGUGCCUUUUGGCAAAUCAUCGUUUACAACACAAGGUGCCGAUGUGAUCUUCAAUUGUCAUCAUGGUCCCAACGAAUGCUAUGGCAAUAAAGUGCAUGCAUGUGCCAUCGAGCAUAUACAGGCCAACUCCUACCAAAUUCAAAACACUAGAGAAUCAUUGACAUUGGACUUCAUCAACUGUAUGAUGAAGGCGGGCAAGAAUUUCGACGACAAUGUAUAUCCAGGUGCACGUUGCGCACGUGAGAGUCAGGUAAGCGGCUGGGAGAAUAUUCAACAAUGCGCCAACUCCACCGAGGGUAGUCAUUUGCUGAAAAAACACGGCGAAACAACUAAUCAAUUCCAAAACCCAUUAACCAGCGUGCCAACUAUUGUAUUCAAGCAGCAAUAUGAUGUCAAGGAAAAUGAUCGCGCCAUGUCCAACUUCCUGAGCAUUGCCUGCAAGUACAUUCCACAACCGCAGCCUAAAGUGUGUGCCGCUCUCAACUCCGCCGUCGCCACCGCUGUCACACCCAUUUUAGCCAUAUUGGCCUACCUGCUGGUGCGUUUCUUUUAGAGCGUUGCCCGCGAGCGCAAUUUUACAUCCGACGCUGCUGGCGUUUACCUACAUUCAGCUUCCAUUAGAAAAAGAGAACAGUGGUUGUUUUAAUUAUUUUUAUAGCCUUAUACAUAAACUAUCCGUCCAGUUAAAGUGGUUCAAAUUUUUUGUAUUUUUUACAUGAAUCGUGUUUAAGUUUUUCAACAAUAUUUAUAUACUUAAACAUACUCGUACAUGCUAUGCCCUAUGAUCAUCUCUGUGGUAUUGAGUGUGUUUUGUAGAUUAACUUUCACUAUUUGUAAAUGAAUAAAAUUCACAAUUUGUAAUAUAUUUAACUAAUAAAUAUACAUA